AUGAUCAUGAGAGAAGCUAAACUAACAAUCAAUAUUGAAGGAAUACUAAAAGAGUGCCAGUCUCUUGAUAGAAACGAUAUAUCCAUCACAUCAGUUAAAGAAAUAAACUAUAUGAACAUACUGAAGCGCAUCCUUAAAGAUAAUCUAAAAAUAGAAAGCGAGGAGCUUAGUGAGAAGAAGAAGGAGACUAUUCUAAAAAUAAUCGAGAACGAUAUCUGCCAGCACUUUAUAUACAGUUUAGCUGAAAGGUCUAUUAUGCAAAAGAUAAGUCCUGAAUUAUUGAGUGGAACUGAAGAAAGAAUUAAAUAUGCAUUUAUCUCCCUAGCUACUGAACUUAUAAGACCAAAUCAACUUAUGUACAACCCAUCGCACGGAAUAACCCGAGAAUUUGACAUGUAUGGAGAGGUAGAUAAUAUAGUUCUAUCUUAUGGAGAGCUCGAUCUAAGCACUAGAACAUGCACUUUGAUGGUUGACGAUACAAACUUGGAAAAUAUACUUCAGCUUACCUUAGAGGAUAUGGAUAGAGAGAAUGCUUAUCAUGUCUCAUACAAAGUAGAUUCAAAAGGCAUGGAACUUUUUAAAAAGUAUACAUCUGUAAAAGGACGCUACAUUCUAGAUGAUCUAUACACUCAAGAAAAAGACAAAGUUCCGCUGAUAGACUACGGACUGAAGCUUAUUUACGAAAAGUAUCAUUUAAUUAAUGAUCUAAUUAAGUACAUCAAAGAAAUGGAAAGUCCUAGUAACAAUAAUAAAGUACAGGAUAUACCUGAAAAA
Messenger RNA from Nematocida minor, 774 nucleotides. RefSeq lists its product as uncharacterized. The annotation marks the transcript as partial. The transcript has a single exon. NCBI's taxonomy places the organism in Eukaryota, Fungi, Microsporidia. The record is from RefSeq and is a predicted model, not a curated record.